Molecule: messenger RNA, 2424 nt
Organism: Phytomonas sp. Hart1
Lineage: Eukaryota; Euglenozoa; Kinetoplastea; Trypanosomatida; Trypanosomatidae
Source: the annotation of a GenBank genome assembly
AUGGACGCGGUUGAACCUACCCCCUCUGGAGUGAACACUUCGACGCAGCUUCAUAAAUUAUCUGGCGUCGAUCCCGAAAAUGAUACCCUUUUACAUCUGUGCUCUUCCUCGAGUGAGCGCCCAACGUUCUGCACUAGGACUCUUCUGCUGAAGAUCCACUGUAUUGUUGGCAUGCCCUCGGCAAUGGCGCAGAUCGACCCUAUGGAGGGGUAUUUUGAGCUGGUAAUUCAGCCCAAGUGUAAGUAUUAUUCGAAUGGCCACCGAUUGAUGUCGCGUGAGCUCACCAAGCAGGUGAUUGGGUUUUCACCGUCCUCCAUUAGUGUAUGCCGUGAUCGGUGCACGGUAGACUUUGAUAGCUUGUACAAUCUCAACGACUCUAGUCCGGCGGGUGGGAGGGACAUCGUGGAUCAUAGUAUGAGCCUUUUUGAAUGCAGUAGUACUCAAAUUGGUGAUAAAGACCCUCCCGGGGUGAGUUAUUCGGGUGGGGACCCUAGUGCCCAUCAGUCCCCAUCCAAGGAUGCCCCCAAUCAUUUUCUUCUCCAAUUCCCAACCCGCGAGGAUCUCAAGGUCAUUAUUGACGUCUGCAUUGGGAUGCGCCAGGUCCACACCCAAUUUCUCUCUUCCCGUUGGCUUACCCCAACGAUUGAGGGGGAGAUGAGUAAUAUCGAUCUCUUUUCGAUGUUUUUAGUAUCCGACGGGGAGGUGGCGCGGCAUAAAAUUGUCUGCCGCUCCGUCGGCUUCCAACUCGGCCACGUCUCCUGCACCGUUUCCCUGCCAAAUGUGCAAAACGACUUAACACAGCUUUCCAAUCGUGAGCACUUUAUUCCUGCCGCGUCUCGGCGAUUGGAGCAUGACGUCCAGAUGCUGAAUCUGCUCUAUCCUAGCCGAUCGGGACGGCUGUUUGCGCAGCAGACGACGAGGGCGUUGUUUUCCCAGCGUCUUUCACGCGGGGAAUCGGAGUUGGUGAUCUAUAAAACACUUCUUCAUCAGUACGCUCCGAAUUUCUACCUAUCCCGCGUGCAGGAUAUUCUUUGCACCUACCCGCCAAAAUCGCACAACGCCAAAUGGGUGCGCAAUUCGACCGCCGAGGGUCUCUUGAAGGAGUUUAAAAGUCGUGAAGAAGAGUUAAUUCGAAUGCUAUGUUUAGAGCUCGGGCCAGACAAAAGCAGCAUCAGUCCUCGAAUGCGCUAUAGAGUGUUUUUGAUGAAUACUAAACUCUCUGAGGCGGAUGUGUGGAAGCACAUUCGGGAUAAGUGGGGAAAGCAAACAGAGUCGAAUAUUUUGGAUUUUGAACCCGAUGUAUUCAUGGCUGAGCUUGAGCGGCACUACGGAUUAAAAGAGACUUCGCAAACGCACUAUAACUUCUCGAAAGUGUGGUACCCUGCCGAUGAGCGAAUCUACUUUAGAGAUGUACUGCGUUUUCCUAGCAAUAGUUCAGAGGGGCGGUAUCGAACUCAAGUGCUUGCUUCUCGAAAUCAACGGGUGCCGCUGCUAAUGACCCCCAACGAGCGCCCAUUGCAGCCAUUAGAUCCACACAGUCGGAGCACAACUGAGAUCGAAAUACUUCUCGAUAAAUACAAACCUGAAUUUUUGCAAAUAAUACCCUCCAUUGCUGAGGCUAUGAACGCUGUGGUGUGCGGGAAUGAGUAUCUAUCAAACUGCAUUUCUCAGAACAUUCAGAAGCAUCAGUGGCACCACAUUGAGGGAAAUGAGCAAAAGAUAUAUAAUGCUUUUUCCGUUUUUAAUUCUACCGGCCGCUGCGAGCCCUACACAGCUUUUUUGAGCCAUAUUUCUGAGUUCACCUAUAUCUCACCGAGCGUUUUAGUUGCUGCUGUGAUUUAUAUUGACCGCUUGUGUUCGCGGUAUCAAAAACUAAUUAUCUCGCGUCAUAAUAUCGAGAAACUCUUCAUUUCGGCCUUGCGGGUAGCCAUCAAGGUGGUGGAUUUGCGUAGUUUGAAUAACCACAACUUCGCCCAGGCGUGCUCGUUAUCCACGAAGGAGUUGAACGUCAUGGAGGAGUGGAUGUUGAAGUUGAUGAACAUGGAUUUUUUUCUUUCCGGGGACGAGUUGUAUCGUUAUGUCCGUUUGCUCGACCCCCCGCUCCGGCGGAACCUGGUGCCGUCCCCGCUGGAUAUCAACCUCCCGGUGCUUCGCCAUUCCAGCUCCAGCACGAACAUCUCCAGCCCCAUACGGGCCAAGACGGAUCGCCAGAGCUCCUCCCAACUCCCCGAGCCCAUUUCCUACCCCUGUUCGACCCAUGGCCAUUUGCGUACCCGCAGCUCCUUCAUCGUGAACGGCCACGAAGCCCCCCCGCCGCGGACGUCCCACUCCAGCGGGGGGAUUAAUGGCUUGGCUUCCUUACCAGUGCCCCACACCCAACCCCGCGUGGUUCACCAAUCCGGCUACCACCUGACGGGGCAGUAA